UCGCCCGCUCUAUCCACACUCCCUCCCUAGUCCCUCACUCACUCCCCCCAGACCCAGAGUCGUCCGUCCACAUGGCGACUUAUCUCAACGCACCGCCGGCAGCUACCACCAUGGCUGCAAGCUACUGCCAUGCCUUCUCCGGCGGCAGCCUCCGUCUGCUCCGGCCGAGCCGACCCACGCUGCACGUGACGUGCCAAGCCUCCUCGUCCUCCUCCCAGCAGCAGCCGUCCCCGUCCAGGAGGUCAGCCUGCCUCGGCCUCGGCCUCAGCUUCGCGUGCGCCGUCCUGCUCCGCCCACGCGCCGUCGCCGCCGCAACCGACGGCGGCGACGAGGAGCCGGCCAACAACGGCUGGUGGCUCACCGAGUUCCCCUUGCCAACGCCCAAGAUCGUCAACAAGGAGAUCAACAACGCCGAGACAGGGACGCGGUCCUUCAUCAAGAACGGCAUCUACAUGGCGGACAUCGGCCCCAGCUUCGCGGCGCACGCGUACCGGCUGCGCAGCACGGCCUUCGACCUGCUGGCGCUGGAGGACCUGCUCGGCAAGGACGCCUCCAACUACGUCAACAAGUACCUCCGACUCAAGUCCACCUUCAUGUACUACGACUUCGACAAGCUCAUCUCCGCCGCCGACGACAAGCCCACCUUCGUCGACCUCGCCAACCGCCUCUUCGACAGCUUCGAGACGCUCCAGGAGGCCGUCACCGCCAAGGACGACGACAGGAUAAGCGGCCGCUACGCAGAGACCAAGGUCAUCCUCCAGGAGCUCAUGGCGAAGAUGGCCUAGCUAAGCCAUUUCAGAUUUCAUUCAUAUAUAUGAUAUGAUGAUAUGUAUAAAUAAUCCCAUACUUCAAUCUUAGGAGUAUAUCUGUCUACAAGCAGAAUUUCCAGAGCAGGAAAAAUAUAACUAUCAUAUCA
Molecule: messenger RNA, 916 nt
Organism: Sorghum bicolor (sorghum)
Lineage: Eukaryota; Viridiplantae; Streptophyta; Magnoliopsida; Poales; Poaceae
Product: photosynthetic NDH subunit of lumenal location 3, chloroplastic
Exons: 2
Coding region: 72-785 (237 amino acids)
Biological process (GO): photosynthetic electron transport chain; photosynthesis
Cellular component (GO): photosystem II oxygen evolving complex; extrinsic component of membrane; chloroplast
Molecular function (GO): calcium ion binding
Source: RefSeq, a predicted model, not a curated record